Molecule: messenger RNA, 4602 nt
Organism: Tricharina praecox
Lineage: Eukaryota; Fungi; Ascomycota; Pezizomycetes; Pezizales; Pyronemataceae
Product: molybdopterin binding aldehyde oxidase/xanthine dehydrogenase
Exons: 5
Coding region: 122-4435 (1437 amino acids)
Molecular function (GO): FAD binding; 2 iron, 2 sulfur cluster binding; iron ion binding
Source: RefSeq, a predicted model, not a curated record
AAGGUGAUCAACACUGCACUGAUAUACAUACGAGAGGAUGUCCGUCGUCCGCCUCCGCUGCUCCUGUGGAUAUACAUCCUGAGCCACAAGCUACAGCUCCUCCGAGCUUUCAAUAUUCACAAUGGCCACCGCAAAACUAUCCCUCCCCACGCCGCUCCCCUCCUCCACCAGCACGGCCACGGCCCUCUCACCUGCAGAAGCCCUCAACCCACUCGUACACUCCAUCUUCACGACCUCGACGAUCUCCUUCUUCCUCAAUGGCGAGCAGCAGACCCUGCACAACAUCGACCCGUCGGCGACCCUACUCGAGUACAUCCGCAGCCACCGCGGGCUAAAGGGCACGAAACUCGGCUGCGGCGAGGGCGGGUGCGGCGCCUGCACCGUCGUGGUGCAGCAGGCGGACUCGCGGGGGCGGGUCGAGUGCCGGGCGAUCAAUGCGUGUCUCGCACCCAUAGUUUCCGUGGAUGGGAAACACCUCCUAACGAUCGAGGCGCUGGGCACGGUGGACGCACCGCACCCGCUGCAGCAGCGCAUUGCGGCACUGCACGCAAGCCAGUGCGGCUUCUGCACGCCCGGGAUCAUCAUGUCGCUCUAUGCGCUGCUGAGGAACGCGUAUGAUCCGCACAGGAAGGUGUUUCGCCUGGCUCGACGCAUGGUUGAGGUUGAGGGCGCGCUUGACGGGAAUCUGUGUCGCUGCACUGGGUAUAAGCCCAUCUUUGAGGUCGCUAGGAGCUUUGUCACGGAGGAUUUGGGGGGCGUGUUGAUGGAUGAGGGGGAGGAAGAGGGGGUGGAAGAGGGGGAGGGGGCGGAGGGGCUGGGCGGGAACUGGACCGUGGAUGCCGGGAAGGCGAAGGGUGUGAGUUGUGGUAGGCCCGGUGGGUGCUGUCGUGACUCCCCCAGCAGUAGUGAGAGUGGACAGUACGAGAGCUCGGACGGGGAAACGGCAUCGGCGAGCACAAACUCUUCCACGCCACCUCCGGCGGAGGAGGAGCAAAAGAGCAAUGGUCAAUCCACUCAGCCGGGCUUCAAAGAGUACUCGCCUGGCAGCGAGAUAAUCUUCCCCUUCAGUUUACGGAAAUACGAGUUCAAACCACUCUGUUUCGGAAACGAGAGGAAGGUCUGGUUUCGGCCGGUCACGCUGGAGCAGGUGUUGAUGAUCAAGGAUGCGUUUCCCUCUGCGAAGCUCGUCGGCGGGAGUUCCGAGGUCCAGGUCGAGGUCAAGUUCAAGAACUCGGAGUAUGCGGUUUGCGUCUAUGUCGGCGAUGUGCCGGAGCUGAAGGGAUUCGCUGUGGACGAGGCAAAGGGGGAAGCUGUCAUUGGGGGCAAUGAAAUUCUCAGUCUGGUCGAGGGGGAGUGUUUGAAGUGGGGCAAGAAACUGGGGCCUCGCGGACUCGGACUGGAGGCGAUCAGGAAGCAGCUGAGAUAUUUCGCUGGGCGCCAGAUCAGAAAUGCCUCGACUACGGCUGGGAACAUUGCCACCGCCUCGCCGAUUUCCGAUCUCAACCCGGUAUUCGUUUGUGCUGGAGCAAGGCUGAUCGCGCACUCGCUCUCAAAAGGGCCGCAAGAGCUGGAUAUGCGCAAGUUCUUCCUUGCGUACAGGACUACUGCGCUUCCUGCCGACGCGGUGAUAACGAAGAUCAUUGUGCCACUUGGACAUGCCAGCGGACGCGAGAUCAUCAAGGCGUAUAAACAGGCGAAGCGGAAAGAUGAUGAUAUCGCUAUUGUCACGGCAGGUCUUCGGGUGAGGCUUGGUGAGGACGGUUGUGUGGAGGACGUCUGUCUGGCUUAUGGAGGAAUGGCCCCGACGACCGUCGAGGCGAGGAAUACUCAAGAGGUGCUCAUGGGGAAGAAGUGGUUUGAGCCUGCCGUACUGGAGGAAGCUAUGGGUGCAAUGGAGAAAGAUUUCAAUCUCUCUUACUCUGUUCCCGGCGGUAUGCCAACUUACCGCAAGACUGUUGCUUUCUCCUUCUUAUUCCGGUUCUGGCACGAGGUUGCAGCAGAGCUGAAGAUUGCCGAAGUCGACCGCUCCCUCGUCUCGGGCCUCGACCGACAUGUUUUCCUCAGUGGGACCCGAGAUCAUGACAACCCCUACGAGCAGGAAGUAGUGGGAAAGCAGAUUCCACACGUGUCCGGCUUGAAGCAAGCAACAGGACAAGCGGAGUUUAUCGACGACAUGCCCAAAAUGGACGCUGAGGUCUUUGGUGCAUUCGUCAUGUCAUCGAAGGCACAUGCCAAGUUGAUCGAAGUCGACUUCUCUCCCGCCCUGGAAUCGCCAGGUGUUGUCGGGUUCGUCGAUCAUCACGACCUAUCCGAAGACCGCAUGCUGUGGGGAACCGUGGUGAAAGACGAGCGCUUCUUUGCAAAAGACAUUGUGCGCUGCCAUGGCGAUAUCAUCGGAAUGGUCCUGGCAGAAUCCGCGGCGCAGGCGCAGACGGCGGCGAAGCUGGUUAGGAUCGUGUACGAAGAGCUGCCCGCUAUCAUCUCCAUCGAUGAGGCCAUCGCUGCUGGAUCAUACUUUGAGUCCUACAAGAGUAUGCUGAAGACUGGAAAGCCAAUUGAGGAAGCCCUGGCAAAAUGUGACCACGUUAUUUCGGGCGUCUCGAAGAUGGGGGGACAAGAGCACUUCUACCUGGAAACCAACGCGGCGCUAGCCAUUCCCAAGGAGCACGGUGAAAUGGAGGUAUGGUCGAGUACGCAGAACACCAUGGAGACACAGGAGAUGGUCUCGCAGGUUACUGGAAUCCCGGCAAACCGCAUUGUCGUCCGGGUGAAACGAUUGGGCGGUGGCUUUGGCGGAAAGGAGGCGCGCUGUAUGCCAAUUUCGUGUAUUCUUGCAGUUGCGGCCAAAAAGCUGGGACGUCCCUGCAGAGGCAUGUUGAACCGUGAUGAGGACAUGCUCACUACGGGACAGCGACACCCAUUCCAGGCGCACUGGAGAGUGGGCUUCAGUAAGGAUGGCAUGCUGCAGGCGCUCGAUGCCGAUGUUUACGACAAUGCUGGGCAUUCGCUCGAUCUCAGCGGUGCUGUGAUGGAUCGUUGCCUCACGCAUAUCGAGAAUGCAUACUGGAUUCCUAAUGUGCAUGUUCGUGGCCAUGUCUGUAGGACCAAUACGCACAGCAACACUGCGUUCCGAGGUUUUGGCGGGCCACAAGGAAAUUAUAUCGCCGAAUGCAUCAUGACUACUAUCGCCGACAAGUUGGGCAUCGAUGUCGACGCACUCCGAUUCAGGAAUCUCUACAAGGAGGGCCAGAAAACCCCGUUCCUGCAGACUUUAGUGGACUGGCAUGUCCCCGAGAUGAUGGAAGAGCUGCAGGAGGCGUGUGCACUCGACGAGCGGAAGAAGGAGGUUGCCGAAUACAAUAGCGCGAACAAGUACAAGAAACGUGGCAUCUCGAUGGUACCCACGAAGUUUGGUAUCUCGUUUGCGACUGCUUGUCACCUCAAUCAGGCCGGUGCCCUGAUCCACAUCUACACCGAUGGCUCGGUACUCCUUGCGCACGGCGGAAACGAGAUGGGACAGGGCCUCUGGACCAAGAUGAUUGCCGUCGCAGCGCAAGAGCUUCAGGUCCCUUUCGAAUCCGUCUUCACCGCGGACUCGUCUUCCAACACUGUCGCCAACGCCUCGCCGACUGCCGCCUCCUCGGGCUCCGACCUCAACGGCAUGGCGAUAAAGCACGCCUGCGAUCAACUCAACGGGCGCUUAAUUCCCUACCGUAAAAAGUAUGGCAACGACAUGAAAGCGAUCGCCAGCGCCGCCUUCGUCGACCGCGUCAACCUCUCGGCCAACGGAUUCUACAAGAUGCCGGACGUGGGCUACAAAUGGGGCAACCACAUCGACCCGCUCCCACUGUACUUCUACUUCACGCAGGGCGUAGCCUGCACCGAAGUCGAGCUCGACGUCCUCACCGGCGACCACUUCGUCCGACGCACGGACAUCAUCAUGGAUGUCGGCCGCAGCAUCAACCCGGCCAUCGACUACGGCCAGAUCGAGGGCGCGUUCGUGCAGGGAAUGGGCUUGUUCACGACCGAGGAGACGCUGUGGACCGCGCGCGAUGGGAAACUGUUCACCACCGGCCCGGGGACAUACAAGAUCCCUGGCUUCGCGGAUAUCCCGAAGGAGUUCAAUGUGCGCCUCCUCAAGAAACCGAAGAGCCAGUGGAAGAAUCUCCGCAGUAUCCAGAGCAGCAAGGGUAUCGGUGAACCCCCGCUGUUUCUGGGCGCGACGGUACUGUUCGCCCUCAGGGAGGCGGUUAAGGCCGCUAGGGAAGAGGUGGGCGGGAAAAUGCAGGAGACGCUCGUGUUGGAUAGUCCGGCGACUUGCGAGCGGAUUAGGGGCGCGAUUGGUGGUGACGUGUGGGAGCGGAUGAGGGUCAAGAAGGAAGGGAGGCCGUUUUUCGUUUGCGCACAGGGGGAGACGCUGGGGUUGGCUUUGUGAGGUGUUUGGUAGGAGGCAUACAGGCAAAUGGGGUUUUCAAGUUGUUGGUUGGUUGGUUGGUUGAAAAUGGGGGGGGGUUUUUUUUUGUUUCUUCGUUACUUGCAUGUAGCCCAUUCACUCUAGACAUUGGCCGGACCGGUCGAACUUGAAUGGAGCUCUGUCAACUA